Kalmanozyma brasiliensis GHG001 is the source of this 2256-nucleotide messenger RNA. Its product is annotated as 6-phosphofructo-2-kinase. The transcript has a single exon. Gene Ontology annotation, molecular function: 6-phosphofructo-2-kinase activity; fructose-2,6-bisphosphate 2-phosphatase activity; ATP binding. Bases 1 to 2256 code for a protein of 751 amino acids. Gene Ontology annotation, cellular component: cytosol. NCBI's taxonomy places the organism in Eukaryota, Fungi, Basidiomycota, Ustilaginomycetes, Ustilaginales. The record is from RefSeq and is a predicted model, not a curated record. Gene Ontology annotation, biological process: fructose metabolic process; fructose 2,6-bisphosphate metabolic process.
AUGUCGCAAAACCCAGUAGACAUCCCGCCCAAUUCCUCCAGCGGCGAUGGUGCCGACCAAUCCGCCAUCGACUCCUCAGGCUCGUCGCCCGUGAUGCCACACGCCAUCAUGCACCAUCGUCAUCUCAGCGGCGGUCCCGGCGUUGGUCCCGGCACCGCCUCCCCCGGUCGCUACAGCGUGACACAAGCCCAACAGCUCGCUUCACGCAUGGCCGAGCAGGCGCAGAAAGAAACCACCUCAUCGUCCAAACAGCAAGACCUCUCGCGCUCUUCCUCCGUCCGAGCCUCGCGCAAGCUGUCCGGAGGCACGCCCGGGUUCUCGACCGCCUCGCCGAGGCACUUCUCGCAGUCCAGACCGGCGCCGUUCCCGCAAGCGAACCAGAGGGAGGCGUUCGAUGUGGCGGUUGCGAGCUCCAAUCUGGCCAGCUCGUCGGAUGGGUUGCAGGCGUUGUUGCGCGAUCAUCCGGAGUUGGUAUCGAGCAGUCUGGCUGCUGCUGCGGGGCCGAAUCUGGCUAUGACGGGGACGUAUAGUACGAGGUCUGGCAGUCAUGCGGGGAGCAAGUCGAACAGUGUUCCCGGUACGCCGUUUGAGGGACCGGACCAGGCUAAUCAGCAGGGACCCAUGCUUGCUAUGGGCGGUUCGCUGUCUAACUCGUUCCAUCAGAGCCAGGCGCAGCAGCAUCACGGCGUCACCUCGCCUCAGCAUGAUAAUGGUCGAGGACGCAUCCUCAAAGAUGCACCCGAGGUGGGCGAAGGCGGUCCCUCCGGCAGCCACAGCGGCCUCGGAACCGCUCUCGGUCUGGGCCAUGGCAUGCGUACCGGCGUUACCACGCCCAACCUCGGCGCUGCUGGUGCGCGACCCGACUACUCGGGCGCCAAGAUCGUCGUCUGCAUGGUCGGCCUCCCCGCGCGUGGCAAGAGCUACGUCGCCAACCGCGUGCUCAAGUACCUCCGUUGGCUCGAGUACGAUGUCAAAGUGUUCAACGUCGGACAGCUGCGACGUGCGCUGGCCCGUGCCAAGUUCAACUCGUCCGGUGUCAAGGAGGAUCACGGUGCCAACUUUUUCGAUCCCUCCAAUCCGUCUGCCUACAAGCUUCGGAGCCAGAUGGCGGAGGAGUGUCUCGAGCAGCUCAUCGGCUGGCUCAAGCGCGGCGGCAACGUCGGUAUCCACGAUGCGACCAACUCGACUCAGGCGCGUCGCAAGGAGAUCGCGGAUCGAAUUGCCAAAGAGCCGGAUCUGAAGCUGGUCUUCCUCGAAUCGAUCUGUACGGAUCCGAACGUGAUCGACAAGAACAUUGCGGUCAAGGUGAGCAGUGGUGAUCCGGACUAUGCUGGGAUGACGCCUGAGGCGGCGAAGGCGGAUUUUUUGGAACGCAUUCGACACUACGAGGAGACCUACGAGCCGGUCAACGGCGAUGGAAGUGAGGCGCACUACAGCUACGUCAAGGUGACCGACAUUGGCAAGAGCGUCACCAUCAAUCGCAUUCAGGGCUACCUCGAGUCGCGCAUCGCCUUCUACCUGAUGAACCUGCACUUGACGCCGCGCAACAUCUUCUUCUCGCGUCACGGCGAGUCGCAGUACAACGUCGAGGGCAAGAUCGGUGGUGAUUCGGAUUUGUCCCCUCGUGGCUGGAUGUAUGCCAAGGCGCUGCCGCAGUUGAUCAAGGACAACAUCGGUGAUGCGCCGUUGACUGUCUGGCACAGCACACUGCGACGUACCGGUCAGACCGCGAGCGAACUGCCCUACCCGAAGCUGGCGUGGAAGAGCCUGGACGAGCUCGACGCCGGUGUCUGCGACGCAAUGACGUACGAAGAGAUCGAAAAGUAUUACCCCGAGGACUACGCCAAUCGCGACGAUGACAAGUUCAACUACCGUUACCGCGGUGGCGAGUCGUACCGCGACGUUGUGGUGCGGCUGGAGCCUAUCAUCAUGGAGCUGGAACGCCAGGAGAACAUCCUCAUCAUCGGUCAUCAGGCCAUCAUCCGAUGUCUAUACGCCUACUUCCACGCGCUCUCGCAGGAAGAUCUGCCGUACAUCAAGAUCCCUCUGCACACAGUGAUUCAGCUGACUCCCAAGGCGUACGGAUGUGACGAGAAGAGGUUCCAGCUGCCCAUCGAGGCGGUGGACACGCACAGGCCGAAGCCGCUGAGGAGUGACUUGGACGAUCAUCCCCCGACACCACCGAUGGAUCCGUUGGAGGAGGCUGCCACCAGUGCGCCGCCCAGUCAGGUCAAGCCUAAUGUCGAGGUCGCAUAG